Messenger RNA from Trichoderma atroviride IMI 206040, 690 nucleotides. Lineage: Eukaryota; Fungi; Ascomycota; Sordariomycetes; Hypocreales; Hypocreaceae. The record is from RefSeq and is a predicted model, not a curated record.
CCAAUGCUCGAGAUCCUCAAGGAUGAAGCCACCACGAGUCGAGGAACUGUCAACGUGCUCCCUUGCUGCGUCCACCACACCGGGUCGAUCGAGCCGUCCUCAGCCUAUUGGAGCCCCAACGAAACUAGGACUGCCUAUAUUCGAGGCAGGAAACUUCAGGGAAAAACUGCAUCGUUACCGGCAAACUAUCGAGGAGUCGUUCUCCUACGAAAAGACGACGAACCCACCAUUGCCGAGCAACCGGAUGUCAUGAUUGUCGGGGAGGAUGGAGAAGAUGAAUCUGCUCCUAGAGUUGGAACAAUGCAUACCGUGACUGAGUUUGACAAGAUGGUUGUCUGGUCCCACGAUGCGCUUGCUGAUGCUUCGUCGGAUCCCUAUCUAAGAGGCGUGGAGGAAUGGCUGCAAGUGGCAGAUAGUAUACAUUCAUACUCUACAGAGGACGGCCAAAAUACGAAAUGAGCGUUGAUAUGAUGGCCUUGACCUACGCCACACUCCACGAUUGUUUCAUGAUACCCACACGCUCUUUACCGCAGAAGACUAACGACUUGGAGGUGCCUCAAUUUUUGAAUAAUAUGAUGAAUGAAUAGCCGUAUAUAUGGUUUUUCAAAACCUCAUUACGUACCCAGGCAAUUGGAUUGAUUCUACAAACAAUUUGCUUGCAUGAGGAGGUGGCCAGCAGCAAGAAGAGCG